This is a messenger RNA of Gongylonema pulchrum, 207 nucleotides long. NCBI's taxonomy places the organism in Eukaryota, Metazoa, Nematoda, Chromadorea, Rhabditida, Gongylonematidae. The record is from the annotation of a GenBank genome assembly.
AUGUUACUGAAGAGAAUAAUAAGUGUAAACCAUGUUGAAGAAUACAAAGUGCCAAAAUAUCGUGAGGACAUUGAUGAAGAAACACGUCGAAUUUGGGAGGAAGGUUGUGCCCCGAAGCCGAUCCUUGUUACCGAAAAUGAACCUGACAAAGAAGAAGAUCCGUUGGCCAACCUAAAAGGAGUGGCUGUUGAGGUUGGUCUUUUUUGA